CCAAACCCCGGGUUUAUUUAUUUAUUUAUUUAUUUAUUUUCUUUGUGGCGUGUGUGGGGAGGGCAGCGAUGUUGGGGCUGUUCCCCCUUUCACCCCGGGGCUGCGGGACCACUGCUACCGCCCCCAGUGAGCAAAGUCCGGGCGUAGAGCGAGUGGAGAGGCGCCGCUAACCUUCCGCUGUCCGCAGCCUCUCUCUCUCUCUCUCUCUCUCUCUCUCUCUGUCACACACACACAGCAGCCAUGGGCUUCCUCCACCAGCUACAUCUCCUACUCUGGAAGAACAUCACCCUGAAACGCCGGAGCCCGUGGGUACUGGCAUUUGAGAUUUUUAUACCACUGGUUCUCUUUUUCAUCUUGCUGGGCCUUCGUCAGAAGAAGCCAACGAUUCCUGUCAAAGAAGCAUUCUAUACAGCCGCACCAUUGACAUCUGCUGGGAUACUCCCUGUGAUGCAGUCACUGUGUCCAGAAGGCCAGAGGGAUGAAUUUGGAUUCCUGCAGUACUCCAACUCCACCGUCACCCAACUCCUUGAGCGAAUCAAUGAGGUUGUGGAAGAGAGCAAUCUGUUCGACCCUGAUCGUCGAGGUCUUGAAGAAGAGUUGGAGUCACUAAGACGUCAUCUGGAAUCGAUGAAUAAUGAUCCGAGCUCAGUGGAGAACCACUUUAACAGCAGUAAAGGGUUCACACUUGGUUCAGUUGUCAAGGACCGGGAUGAACUUCAGAACUUCUUGACGCACAACUUGACAAUGUCCAAUGAAACAGCUGGACUCUUGCUGGGAUCAAAUGUCAACUUGAAGGAGGUUUUCCGCCUUUGCUUUGGAUCAUAUCCUUCUGCUGUGGACAGUGGGCUGGAUAGUGAAAAUUGGGAUGCAUUCAGUGCUGGAGAGAAACUAAUCCAAAUUGAGGAGCAUCUCCUCGGAGGCUGGAGGAAACUUGAAGGAGGACUGAUUCAUAAGGCACUGAGUGACCCAGAGAAAGUGGCACACAGACAGACACUGGUCCAGUUGUUGGCCCAUGCACUUGGCCUGGCAGGAUCCAGUAACUCUACAGAUGGCUAUAACCCAGACGCAUUGGUUAGAGAAAUGGAGAAUAUAUUGUUUGCACCCAAAGUAUUGGAGUACCUGACUUGUAACGAUGAGCAGGAUGAUCUGCAGAAGAUCCUCACAAUCCCUGCCUCUCGGAAGGUUCGGCUCAGCAGUUACCGGGCGGCUGUGUGUAACACCACCGCCAAGUUACGGAAGGAGCAUUUUCGGGAACUCGCCAAUAAACUUCAAAGCCAAGUGGACAUCCAGAAAAUUGUAGAGAAGCUCAAGUUGAAUGAGGUGAACAGCACAGCCGUCCAGCAUCACCUUCAGGCCUUACUUGAAGACCUCAUUGAGGUGGAAAAGAUCUUGAAGGAUGUAGAUGCCUUAUCGGGACUGGCCAGGCUGCUCCCAAAGGGGGCUUGUGCAGGCAAAAGCCCACCUACUGCUGCCAAUACUACCAGCUGGAACAACAACUUCACAAGCACCAAUGCCACUUCAGAAGAGGACGAGGAGCCUGAGAAGGAGAAUCCUCACACCCAGUUUUCUGCUUUUGUACAGCUCUGGGCUGGCCUUCAGCCAAUCCUGUGUGGGAAUAACAGAACAAUAGAGCCUGAGGCCUUGAAACAGGGGAACAUGAGCUCUCUGGGCUUCACCAGCAAGGAGCAACGAAACCUUGGCCUACUGGUGCACCUCAUGACCACUAAUCCUAAGAUCCUUUACUCACCUGUUGGCACAGAAGUGGACAAAGUAAUAGAAAAGGCUAAUGAAACGUUUGCCUUUGUUGGGAAUGUUACACACUAUGCCAGAGUCUGGCUGAACAUUUCCUCAGAAAUCCGCACAUUCCUGGAAGAAGGCAGGCUCCAGAACCGCAUCAGCUGGCUACAGCAGUUCACCUCUGAUUUGAAGAAGCAUCCAGAAGUACUGAAUGCCUCCGAUAGUGACAUCAUCAGGAACUUUAUCAACAGCAACUUCUCCAUGCCAAACUCCAGCACGCUGCUCCAACAGCUGGACACCAUUGACAAUGCAGCCUGUGGCUGGAUCCAGUUCAUGUCCAAGGUGAGUGUGGACAUUUUUAAGGGCUUCCCCAAUGAGGAGAGCAUAGUGAACUACACCUUAAGCCAGGCAUAUCAGGACAAUGUCACAGUGUUUGCCAGUGUGAUAUUUCAGACAAAGGAGGAUGGCACACUGCCCCCUCAUGUCAUGCUGAAGAUCCGUCAGAACUCCAGCUUUACAGAGAAAACCAAUGAAAUUCGAAGGGCCUACUGGAGACCAGGGCCGAACACUGGAGGCAGAUUCUACUUCCUGUAUGGAUUCGUCUGGAUACAAGAUAUGAUGGAACGGGCCAUUAUCAAUACAUUUGUGGGACAUGAUGUGGUGGAGCCUGGGAAUUAUGUCCAAAUGUUUCCGUACCCCUGCUACACCAGAGACGACUUUCUGUUUGUAAUUGAGCACAUGAUGCCACUCUGCAUGGUGAUAUCGUGGGUGUACUCAGUGGCCAUGAUGAUUCAGCACAUUGUCGCAGAGAAAGAGCACAGACUAAAGGAGGUCAUGAAGAUGAUGGGGUUGAACAAUGCUGUUCAUUGGGUGGCCUGGUUCAUUACUGGCUUUGUGCAGCUGUCCAUCUCUGUGACAGCACUGACAGGCAUCUUGAAAUACGGAAAGGUCCUGAUGCACAGCGAUCCCUUUAUAAUCUGGCUGUUCCUUACAAUCUAUGGCAUUGCUACCAUCAUGUUCUGUUUCCUGAUCUCUGUGGUCUAUUCCAAGGCAAAGCUAGCCUCAGCCUGCGGUGGAAUCAUUUAUUUCCUCAGCUACGUUCCAUAUAUGUAUGUGGCUAUCCGCGAGGAGGUAGCCCAUGAUAGGAUCACAGCAUUUGAGAAAUGCAUUGCGUCCCUCAUGUCCACAACUGCAUUUGGACUUGGCUCGAAGUAUUUUGCUCUUUAUGAGGUGGCAGGUGUUGGAAUUCAGUGGCAUACCUUGAAUCAGUCACCAGUAGAAGGUGAUGAUUUCAACCUUCUGCUCUCCAUGGUCAUGCUCAUCGUCGAUGCUACUGUUUAUGGAGUACUGACAUGGUACAUCGAAGCUGUUCACCCAGGGAUGUAUGGACUGCCCAGACCAUGGUACUUUCCAUUCCAAAAGUCCUAUUGGCUGGGCAACGGACGAAUUGAAACAUGGGAAUGGUCCUGGCCCUGGUCCAGAAGCAGUAGGCUCAGCAUCAUGGAGGAUGAUCAGGCUUGCGCAAUGGAGAGCAGGAGGCUGGAGGAAACUCGUGGAAUAGAGGAAGAACCGAGCCAUUUGCCCCUAGUGGUGUGCAUUGACAAGCUGACCAAAGUCUACAAGACAGGAAAGAAGCUGGCCUUGAACAAGCUAAGCCUCAACUUGCAUGAGAACCAGGUGGUGUCGUUCCUGGGACACAAUGGUGCUGGCAAAACCACAACAAUGUCUAUUUUGACAGGACUGUUCCCACCCACUGCUGGCUCAGCUACAAUUUAUGGGCAUGACAUUCGAACAGAAAUGGAUGAAAUCCGGAAGAACUUGGGGAUGUGCCCUCAACACAAUGUUCUGUUUGACAAACUGACAGUCGAGGAGCAUCUCUGGUUUUACUCCCGUUUAAAGGGGAUGGCUGAGGAUGAGAUUCGCAAAGAAAUGGACAAAAUGAUCGAAGACUUAGAACUGUCCAAUAAGCGGCAUUCUCUGGUGCAGACACUAUCUGGUGGAAUGAAACGCAAACUAUCUGUUGCCAUUGCAUUUGUCGGAGGAUCCAAAGCAGUUAUUUUAGAUGAGCCCACAGCUGGGGUUGAUCCAUAUGCUCGGCGAGCAAUCUGGGACCUAAUCCUGAAGUACAAACAAGGCCGAACAAUCCUUCUGUCCACACAUUACAUGGACGAAGCUGAUCUUCUGGGAGAUCGCAUUGCAAUCAUCUCACAUGGGAAGCUGAAGUGCUGCGGGUCACCUCUGUUCCUCAAAAGCACCUACGGGGAUGGCUACAAGCUAACUGUGGUGAAAAAGCAGCCUGACUCUCAAACCAGCCCAGAUUCUGGCCAAGAUCUCAGCCCUUCAUCGGUCUCUCCCUGUUUGGAGACCAAGGUCAGCCAGUUUAUUAAAAAGUAUGUUGUGUCAACCAUCCUUGUCUCGGACACCAACACAGAGAUUUCCUACAUCCUGCCAUCAGAAGCUGUGAAGAAAGGAUGUUUUGAAAGGCUUUUCCAGGCCCUGGAUCUGAACCUGGAGGAUCUGAAUUUGACUAGUUUCGGUUUGAUGGACACCACACUGGAGGAGGUGUUUCUGAAGGUUUCUGAAGAAGAUCAGUCUUUGGAGAACAGUGACAUAGAUGACAAAGAUUCAGGGAAAGAAUCCUUGCAGACACCGCAUACGGAGAAUAAAAAUGGUCGCCAGAAAGACACCCGUCCGCAAGAAGGUACAAACAAUCUGAAAGUGAACAUGAGCAAUUUGGUCACCUGUGCAAGGCUAAGCCAAUCCCAGUCCUCUGUGCACUCCUCCUCUUCUGUUGGUUCUGUCCGAGGUGAUGAAAUGGGUGGUUAUUCCGAAUUCUACGGAGACUACACACCGCUCUUUGAUAACCUGAAUGAUCCAGACAACCUCAGUUUACAAGCAGAACCAGAUCCUGACCUGAGGAGCUUUGUCCUGGAGGGUCAAGGGAGUACAAAGCUGGAGGGCUCCUGGCUGAAACUGUGCCAAUUCUACGGGUUGAUAGUGAAGCGUUAUCACUGUGCCAAACGCAACACCAAGAGUCUUUUCUCCCAGAUCCUGCUGCCAGCCUUCUUUGUGUGUGUGGCAAUGACAGUGGCACUCUCAGUGCCUGAAAUAGGUGACCUGCCUCCUCUGAUUCUUUCCCCAUCUCAGUACCACAAUUAUACCCAGCCUCGUGGGAACUUCAUACCAUAUGCAAAUGAAGAGAGAAAUGAGUACAGGAUAAAGUUAGCACCUGAUGCCAGCCCACAGCAGCUGACAAAUACCUUCUAUCUACCCUCGGGGAUUGGAGCUACCUGUGUCCUGAAGACUCCAUAUAACAGCACAUUAGACCAGCUGGUGCAGACGCUCAAUCUUUCCACCAGUGAGACCAAGAUGCUGGCCUCCAAAUACUUUGACUCCAUGUGCCUGGACUCAUUCACUCAAGGCCUCCCACUGUCAAAUUUUGUCCCACAGCCACCAUCACCUGCUCCAUCAGAUUUCCCAGACAUGGGAGAUGAUGGAGGAACAUACCCCUGGAAUUUGACAACAUCACCAGCUACAAUGAAAGAAACAGUCACAUCAUCCCCGUCAGCUCCACGUCCCAUACAUGAGCCAGUUCGAUGUAGCUGUUCGAUGCAAGGAACUGGGUUCUCCUGCCCAAAUGGAGUUGGAGGGCAUCCCCCACAGAAGAAAGUAGUGACAGGCGAUAUUUUGGUGGAUAUUACAGGCCGCAAUGUUUCUGAGUAUAUUCUGCACACUUCUGAUCGCUUCAGGCUGCAUAGGUACGGAGGCCUGACAUUCGGCAAUGUGCUCAAAUCUAUCCCAGCAUCCUUCAGUACAAAGGCUGCCCCAAUGGUGCGGAAGAUUGCAGUGAGGAGAACUGCACAGGCAUUUUACAACAACAAAGGCUAUCACAGCAUGCCUACCUAUCUGAAUACCUUAAACAAUGCCAUUCUCCGAGCCAAUCUACCCAAGAGUAAGGGCAACCCUGCGGGAUAUGGGAUCACCGUGACGAACCAUCCAAUGAACAAGACCAGUGCCAGCUUAUCUCUUGAUUACCUUCUGCAGGGCACGGAUGUGGUCAUUGCCAUCUUCAUCAUUGUGGCCAUGUCCUUCGUGCCGGCCAGCUUUGUGGUGUUCCUGGUGGCAGAGAAAUCGACCAAAGCAAAACACCUGCAGUUUGUCAGUGGCUGUGACCCUGUGAUCUACUGGCUGGCCAACUACGUCUGGGACAUGCUCAAUUAUCUGGUACCAGCGACCUGCUGUAUCAUCAUUCUCUUUGUGUUUGACCUGCCAGCCUACACAUCACCCACCAACUUUCCAGCAGUGCUUUCGCUCUUCUUACUGUAUGGUUGGUCAAUCACGCCAAUCAUGUAUCCAGCCUCCUUCUGGUUUGAGGUUCCCAGUACAGCCUAUGUCUUCUUGAUUGUCAUCAACCUCUUCAUUGGUAUCACAGCAACAGUUGCUACAUUCUUGCUUCAACUUUUUGAACAUGACAAGGACCUGAAGGCUGUGAAUAGCUACCUGAAAUCCUGUUUCCUCAUCUUUCCAAAUUAUAAUCUGGGCCAUGGACUGAUGGAAAUGGCUUACAACGAGUACAUCAAUGAAUACUAUGCAAAAAUAGGCCAGUUUGGCAAGAUGAAAUCCCCUUUUGAAUGGGACAUCGUGACACGCGGCCUUGUUGCCAUGACGAUAGAAGGGUUUGUGGGCUUCUUCAUCACCAUCAUGUGCCAGUACAACUUCUUCAGAAAGCCACAGCGCCUGCCAGUUUCUAACAAGCCAAUAGAGGAUGAUGAUAUCGAUGUGGGAAAUGAGAGGAGACGCGUGCUGCGAGGCGAUGCAGAUACUGAUGUUCUUAAAAUUCAAAAUCUGACAAAGGUGUACAAGUCUCGUAGGAUGGGCAGAAUCCUCGCGGUAGAUCGUUUAUGUACAGGCGUGCGUCCUGGGGAGUGCUUUGGGUUACUUGGAGUGAACGGAGCUGGGAAGACGACAACAUUCAAGAUGCUGACAGGGGAUGAGAGUACAACUGGCGGAGAGGCCUUUGUGAAUGGAAACAGUAUUCUCAAGGACCUGCUGAAGGUACAGCAAAGUAUUGGAUACUGUCCACAGUUUGAUGCUCUUUUCGAUGAGCUCACUGCCCGGGAACACAUGGAACUUUACACCAGGCUACGUGGAGUCCCCUGGAAAGACGAAGAGCGGGUUAUAAAUUGGGCCCUCGAUAAACUGGAACUUACAAAGUAUGCAGACAAGCCUGCAGGAACGUACAGUGGUGGCAACAAAAGGAAGCUGUCUACUGCCAUUGCUUUGAUUGGCUAUCCUUCUUUAAUUUUUCUGGAUGAACCAACAACAGGAAUGGAUCCCAAGGCGCGGAGAUUUUUGUGGAACCUAAUUCUUGACAUCAUUAAGACCGGGCGUUCAGUGGUGCUGACAUCGCACAGCAUGGAGGAGUGCGAAGCACUGUGCACGAGGCUGGCCAUCAUGGUGAAUGGGCGCUUCAAGUGUCUUGGCAGCAUCCAGCACUUGAAAAACAGGUUUGGUGAUGGUUACAUGAUCACUGUCCGCACCAAAGCCAGCUUGUAUGUGAAAGAGGUUGUCCGCUUUUUCAACAGAAAUUUCCCUGAAGCAGUUUUAAAGGAGAGACACCAUACCAAAGUACAGUACCAACUGAAGUCAGAAAACAUCUCAUUGGCUCAGGUUUUCAGUAAGAUGGAGCAAGUAGUUGAUGUAUUAGGAAUUGAAGAUUAUUCCGUCAGCCAAACCACAUUGGACAAUGUGUUUGUAAACUUUGCAAAGAAGCAGAGCGACAACCUGGAGCAGCAGGAGACUGUCAGCAGUGGGAGUGUGCAGUCACCUAUCAAGCGCAUCCUCAGCCUGCUGCGACCAAGGGGUGCCACAACAGAACUGCAGGCUCUAACUGUUGAAGAACCUGAAGAAUUGGAGAGUGACGAUGAAGGGCUUAUCAGCUUCGAGGAGGAGCGUGCGCAGCUUUCAUUCAACACGGAUACACUGUGCUGAGUGGAUGAAAUCUCAUGAAGAUUUCCAUCUCUGAAGACCAUGUAUGUGACAUCUGAGAACUUUGCAUCAUCCCAGCACAAGACUAAAAGGGCAGUGUCAUCAAGAGGGAUGGGAAUGACCAUCUGUGUGGUCAACAGUUCCUUCGAGUUGAACUACCUUCAGAGGGAGAGAGAGACAGACAGACAGACAUUAAACCCAUUAACCAGCAGAGAACGCUGCUUCAAUGGUGCGAAUGGUCUUGGUACCCAUGCAUUGCUUCUGGGUCGUUUUGGCAGAGUAGAUCUCCUACAAACAUGAGUGUUGCAUUUUAUUUAAUGCAGAGUUGUUUUAUUUUGAUGCACUGUCAAAGAUUUCAUGUAUAAUACCUGUCUGCUGUGUAUUGGAAUAUUUAAAAAUAUUUAAGGAAGUGUAAAAGUGAAGAGCAAAUAACUAUGAUCUUUAUUUUCAAUUACAAAUUCAUUGUAAACAUUCAGACAUUUAAUCUUUGUCAUUAUAGCAAGUUCAUGAAAUUAUUCAACACUUUCAGGGUCUGACAUCAAUCAGUACAUUUUAAACCAGAUCACAAAUGCAGCCUAACAUCACAAAUUAUCUUAAAUUAAAUGUAAUUCCACUUAAAUGGUAAGUGCAAGCUUAAAUUACUACUAUUCAGACAGUAACCUCCUAUGUUAUGAUCAAGAACUGAUGGUUUAUCAGUAGUGAUUGGAGCUUUCAAUAAAUGAUUAGGAUUCACUCAGGAAAGGCAUGAGCAUUUGAAUUACAAUUCACUGAACAGUGUUCUAGAAAUUAAAAUAUGCUUCCACUUUUAAAAUCUUAUUUCUAGAAAAAUACAUGUGGCAGCAUAUCCUAACUCUCUCGGGUAAACCCACUGUCACGGUUUAUAAAUAAAACAUCUCAUUUGUACUUUUCCCCACUUGUGCCAUUAAUUAGGUUUUUAAAACAAUUCUGUUUUGGCGUGAAGUGUUGCUUUAGUUGGAGAAAUCUGGUUAUACAAUCACUUUAAUGUGAGUCUUAGCUCGGCACGGUCUUUGACCUGGUGUAUGAAAUUUGGGCAGAAGUUCCUGUGAAAACUAAUUUAUUACCAAAUUAGCAACUCAGGGAUACAUGGACAUUUAAGUGCAAGAGUGCAAAACUAAAGUCUUACUGUGACCCUGGGACUGCUGUUGUCCCUACAUUUUUCCUCAACUUGCCAUUUUUCAUGAAACUACAGUGUCUUUCGGGUUCUGUUUCAUGUACUUGAUGCCAUUUUUUUAGCACAUUAUUGAAGACAAACCCAUGCAAAUGAACCCACUUAAUGUUUCCCACCUCACAAUGAUCACUUGCACCAGAUGAACAAGGAAUAAAAAGCUUCCAUUCAAACAACAUAAACUAUAUGGUAGAGAAUAUUGCAUCGCAUGAGGUACAGUUUGCUGAGGCUGCCUUCUGAUGGCUGAAUUAUUUUUGCCCUGAAGCAGCUUUUGCAAAAUGGCUCUGGCACUCUUUUGAUGUUAUAUUGACCUUAGUAACCAUCAGGUAUGUCUUUGUUACAGCCCAAACAAGAAUCUACAAAGCUAAGGUAAAGUACAGAUCUGUAAUUGUAAAUGAAUAUGAAUCCUUUUGGCAAUAAGAUAAAACAUAAUCUUCAUCUUACCCUUUUCAGAUAUUUUAAACAAUCUUGCACUCAAAUGUCCACCAAUCCCUUACUAGGUAAAAUGGGUAUAAAUUAGCUUUCACAAUUCUGCCCAAAUUUCAGACACCAGGUAACAGAAGGUGCUGAGCUAAGCCUCACAUUAAAGUGAUUGAAUAAUCAAUUAAAGCAAAACUUCUCCCCAAAACAGAACUGUACAUGUUGAAAACUCUGAGUGUUUACAAUGACCUGCAGGACAGGACUGCAAUUUCUCUUGAAGGUGCUUUAUUUCAAAUGAGCAUAAGCAACACAACAAAGGAUGCAAUUGUAACCUUGGACUGCUGUUAUUAGAGGUGGACGGUCCGCACUAAUGCCCCUGGUUAUUAGGAAUACUCUGAACAGGAUGCGAGGAAGAUCUAGCUCGUGUUUGAAGUGGAUGUCUCAUCAACUUUUCCUCCCCACCCCCUCCUCCCUUUCUUAUGAAGAGCUCAAAUCAGUUUUCACCACCAAUUCUGCUGCAGUGCUGAGAUAAAGUGACCUGAGGUCACCUUCAAAGUUUGGCUGUGUGUCUGAGAAGGUGUGUGUGACUCUGUGCCUGGGUCUGCAAUCUGAAGGUCAUCCUGGACAAUGGCUGCACCCAGGCAUCUAGCAGACCAUUGGAACAGCCAAGAAAUAUAAAUGAGCCUCAGAGUACUACAUCUAGUCAUUUCAUGAAACUGGGGAGUGCCUUUCUUUAUGUCAUUUUCAGAGGUUGGUACUUUGUUCAGUUAAAGCUUUGAAAUUAAACAAUGAAAUUUGGAGGCUGAGAGAAGAGAUGACAUUUUAAGUUGAUUUUAUCAUUCAGUACAUCCUUGCUAACCAGUACAAUGAAAAUAAGAUUAAUCAGUGAGGGAAUUUUGUUUUGCGUCAUUAGAAUUUAAUCUAUGUUUAUAAUUCUGAUCUUGUGUGAAAAGGCAGAAUUUAAUAAGUUUCAUUGAAGGUAAAUUGAAAUUUAGCAAUUUUGCAGCUCUUGUCUUUUUAUCCCCUCCAGCUUUCUGCAUUUUAAUUUCCAUUUGAUUGAUUUCUUCAUUAAGUGUGAACAACAUGUGUUUAUUUAAAAAGUGCAUUGCGCCUGGAAGCGUCAUCAUGUCAAAUCUCUCACCAUGCACUUAAACAGAAUAAACCCGAGCAUUUGGAAGAUUGCUGCUUGACUGGAAAAAAAAGUUACAAAAAUCUGAGCAAAAAAUAGACAAAUUAUGAGAAACAUGGAUUUUCUGAGUGGGGACGAGAGAAAAAAAUUGAAUGUAAAAUAUAGUAAAGAGGGGUGAGCAUUCCCUUCCAACCCCUUUUGGGAAAAAAAAACAAGAUCAAAGCCAAGAACUUGUUUUGGCAUACUAAUGGUUUUGUCUUGUAAUGAUCCCUUUUUGUUUUCUUUGUGAAAUAUUGAUUAACAGUACAUAGUGAUGGGUGUUAUUGAAGGGAAUCAGGAAGAACUGAUUUAUGCGGGUUUCUGAAAUCAUCAGUGUGAUGCAACCAAAUUAUCGGCUACUAUUUCCAAUGAUACUACAGCCCAGCUCCUACUGAUGAAAAAAUGUAUAAUAAUAAAAUGCUAUAAUGUCAACUUGA
Molecule: messenger RNA, 10936 nt
Organism: Stegostoma tigrinum
Lineage: Eukaryota; Metazoa; Chordata; Chondrichthyes; Orectolobiformes; Stegostomatidae
Gene: abca2
Product: ATP-binding cassette, sub-family A (ABC1), member 2
Exons: 49
Coding region: 241-7728 (2495 amino acids)
Biological process (GO): transmembrane transport; lipid transport
Cellular component (GO): intracellular membrane-bounded organelle; membrane
Molecular function (GO): ABC-type transporter activity; ATP hydrolysis activity; lipid carrier activity
Source: RefSeq, a predicted model, not a curated record